AUGAGGGACCUUUUACACAAUGCCAUCUCCGCCGUACCGAAGCGUGCGUUCAAAGGAGCACCGGCCCUUCGCAGCCUACAGCUGGACAACAAUCAAAUCACCUGCCUGGACGAAGGUGCCGUGAAAGGGCUGACCGAGCUGGAAAUUCUGACACUGAACAACAACAACAUUACCACGCUUCCGCGCGACAUGUUCGCCGGAAUGCCGCGCCUUCGAGCGUUGCGCCUUUCGGAGAACCCAUUUGCGUGCGAUUGUCAUCUUUCCUGGCUGGCCCGCUACCUGAAGAAUGCAUCCCGCCUGGCCCCGUACACCCGGUGCCACUCGCCCAGCCAGCUCAAGGGCCAGAACGUGGCGGACCUGCACGAGCAGGAGUUCAAAUGUUCCGGUAAGUUGGAUGCACCCUCCCGGUAG
Molecule: messenger RNA, 411 nt
Organism: Anopheles coustani
Lineage: Eukaryota; Metazoa; Arthropoda; Insecta; Diptera; Culicidae
Product: protein slit-like
Exons: 3
Coding region: 1-411 (136 amino acids)
Biological process (GO): cell surface receptor signaling pathway
Cellular component (GO): plasma membrane
Molecular function (GO): protein binding
Source: RefSeq, a predicted model, not a curated record